AGCCAAUCCGCUUCCCACUCUCUCUUUCAUUUCUUCCCUGGACGCCAAAACACGCUUUCGAUCCUUUCUCAUGGAGGAGCCUCCUCCCGACUCAGUUCGUCGCGACUGAAAGUAAUCCGUCCAUCGCCAUCGCCAUCGCCAUCGCCAUCGCCAUAGCUGCACCUCUUUCGACUCUGUAGACAAAAAAGAACAGAAGAUUUAUCUCUUCUUCGUCUUCUAUACCAAUUAAUACUCAAGAGGGACGAACAAGGAGGGAUGCGAAUUUCUCGGCGGAGGAUCUGGACCGUCGAUCACGUAUGUUUCGACGUCUCAGAUUCUUCAUCGGCCUGAAUGCGAGGAGCGGAUCCGCCAAGAGGCUGCUUCAUGCGAGGACCCCACGGCGGUUACAACACCGGCAGGUGGAGCCGACAGCUACGAUGUUGGAGACCGUACAAGAGAUCGCAGUCUACAUCCAUCGGUUCCACAAUCUCGAUCUCUUCCAGCAAGGAUGGUACCAAAUAAAAAUCAGUAUGCGAUGGGAAGACAGUAGCAAUGGCUUAUCACAUGGGACUCCUGCAAGAGUUGUUCAAUACGAAGCUCCAGAUUUAGGAUCUGAUGAUAUCAUGGGGGUUUGGAGGAUCGAUGAUGUGGACCACAGUUUCUCUACGCAGCCUUUCAGGAUCAAAUAUGCAAGGCAGGAUGUUCUUCUGUCUGUGAUGAUCUCAUUUAAUCUUGCUUUACAACAGCAUGAGGGCCCAUCAACAUCUGCAGUGAUAUUGAAAUUUGAGCUUUUGUAUGCUCCAAUUUUAGAGAAUGGGUCUGAACUGCAGGAAUCUCUUGAUGCAUUUCCUGCUUCAGUCCAUGAAUUCCGGGUUCCUCCUAAAGCUCUUUUGGGUCUGCAUUCAUACUGCCCUGUCUAUUUUGAUACUUUCCAUGCCGUGCUUGUGGAUCUUAGCGUACACAUUGUCCUUCUGAAAGCUGGUACUUACACGCCUUCACAGAAGGUAUUCAGUGAUUCUUGCACAGAAGAAGAUGUUUCUAGUGAGAAUUAUGAAGCGAGCGAUCAUAUAUUUGGUCAGGGGUCUUACAGGGGUUCAAAAGCAAUGACACUGAUUAAAGCAUUGUCAACUGCCCGAGACAUACUUCUUGAAGAACUGCAAAAGCUUAGCAAAGCCAUUGAUCAAACAAUAGAUGAUUUGACUGAUGUCAAAUCUACAUUUGGGGGUGAUAAAUUGAUUGAUUCUUAUUUGCGGUCUGAUAUGGGUAAUACGGAUGAUGAAGGUUCAGAAACAAGAAUAGGAGGCCGACAGUUGACAAGCGAGUCACAAAGUGGCUUGGAGGAGGAGAAAUUAAACAGAAUGGUUGAUUUUGGAAGUGAUGGUAUCCUCCAGGUUCUAUCUAAGGAAGCUCUGUUGGAUGCGUUCCAUUCAUUGGGCAACCAACUUUUAUUUAUCUGGAAUGCAUUCUUGAAGUUCCACAGGUUGGCUUUAUUCUGUAUCAAUUCCCUACUCUUCAAUUUCUAUCCUUCUCUCCGGCAGAAAAGGACUAACAGAGCCAGGAUUCUAGAAUUUCUUCGUGAUGUAUGGGCCAAUGAUCGCAAGGCCGAGUGGUCAAUAUGGAUGGUGCACUCUAGGAUUGAGGUUCCACACCGCUAUCUGAGAAGCGCAGUUGAUGAGGCUUCUCACCAUAGUGUCCUUGGAAGAGUCUCGCUUCCAAGGAAGUCCAGUGAUGAUCCAACACAAACUGCUGUCACACGCGCUGAGCUUCAUCGACGUAGUAUUGGACAGAUGAAGAUUAACAAUCGAUCAAUUCAAGACAUGCAAAUUUUUGCGGAUCCUUCUCGUAUUCCAGUUAUUCUUGUAGAACAACAUGUCAUGAAUGCUCCACUGCGUACUACUAGCCACAAUUCAUCCAUAGGUCCUUUGGAUCAGAAAGAUAUGUCAACUACACCUACUGGACCUGAGGGGAAGGUCGUACCUAAGCUCUUGGGUGCUGGCCCACAAAAAAGUGGUCGUGUCUUGAGAGCUGUUAUCUUUGUGCAUGGAUUUCAGGGACAUCAUCUGGAUUUACGGCUUGUUCGGAAUCAAUGGCUUUUGAUAGAUCCUGGAGCAGAAUGUCUCAUGUCUGAGGCAAAUGAAGACAAGACAUCUGGAGACUUCCGAGAAAUGGGUGGAAGGUUGGCCGAAGAGGUGACUUCUUUCCUUAAAAAGAAAAUGGACAAAGCCUCAAGAUCUGGAGGCUAUAGAAACAUCAAGCUUAGCUUUGUCGGGCAUUCCAUAGGAAAUGUCAUCAUAAGAAGUGCCUUAACGGAGAGCGUGAUGGUGCCUUAUGUAAAAUACCUUUAUACCUACAUGUCCGUAUCUGGGCCACAUUUGGGGUACCUGUACAGCUCCAACUCUUUGUUCAACUCUGGGUUGUGGCUUCUGAAGAAGCUUAAGGGAACCCAGUGCAUUCACCAACUCACUUUCACCGAUGAUCCAGAUCUCCAGAACACGUUCUUUUACAAGCUUUGCAAGCAGAAGACACUAGAGUACUUCAACAACAUCAUCUUGAUUUCCUCACCACAGGAUGGCUAUGUGCCAUACCAUUCAGCCAGAAUUGAGUUGUGCCCAGCAGCAGCCCUUGACUACUCAAAGAAGGGACAGCUAUUCAUGGAAAUGCUAAACAACUGCCUGGACCAGAUCCGUGCCUUGUCAUCAGAGAAACGCACAUUCAUGCGCUGCGAUGUCAACUUUGAUACUUCCUCUCAGGGCAGGAGCUUGAACACAAUCAUUGGCCGGGCCGCACAUAUCGAGUUCCUAGAAGCAGACAUAUUCGCAAAGUUCAUAAUGUGGUCUUUUACAGAAUUCUUCUGUUGACUCGCUGUCAAGACCUUAACCCCUGUACUUUAUUUAAACUGUUAAUCCUGCCUUGCUUUGACCUCCUCUCUCCUCUCUACUCAUCACCAUACCAAGUGUAAGUGAGCGACUCGUGGUAACAUCAUCUGAUGCAUGGUUCUACUUCGAGUUUGAAGCUGACUUUCCUUAGAGUUUGUUGCUUGUGGUAGGAGAGGCAUUGUAAAAUAUAGGAACAAUUAGCUAGUUUUAUUACCACAAGAAAUUUUUUUUUUUUUUUUUUUUUUUCUCCUGUUUUGUUGUGGGUUUUGUUAGAAAUGUAAUUUUAAGCCUGUGUAGGUAGUCAGACUUCACUUAGUGUGAUUCAGCCAUUGUUAUGUUUAUUAGGUUUGUGUUGGUGGCACAUUCAAAUGGGUGAGGUGACCCGUCAAAGAGCUUGAUUGGAACUCUAGGGAGGGGAAGCCAUGUAUUUGUUAGGCUUCUAUAGCAUCUUAGAACAACGAAGCUCUUAACUCAUUUUCUGGAAUAAAAUUGGCGUCUCUUUUUCCAUUA
Messenger RNA from Magnolia sinica, 3365 nucleotides. RefSeq lists its product as uncharacterized. The record is from RefSeq and is a predicted model, not a curated record. NCBI's taxonomy places the organism in Eukaryota, Viridiplantae, Streptophyta, Magnoliopsida, Magnoliales, Magnoliaceae. The transcript has 15 exons. The coding region runs from base 297 to 2837 and encodes 846 amino acids.